Messenger RNA from Protomyces lactucae-debilis, 860 nucleotides. RefSeq lists its product as uncharacterized. The transcript has a single exon. The record is from RefSeq and is a predicted model, not a curated record. NCBI's taxonomy places the organism in Eukaryota, Fungi, Ascomycota, Taphrinomycetes, Taphrinales, Protomycetaceae. The coding region runs from base 78 to 860 and encodes 260 amino acids.
CGCGACAUGACGCAGCGACCGUGUACCAUAUGCUGACUGCUGACUGCUGACUGCUGCUGACUGCUGACUGCUGCUAGAUGCCUGCACUGGCUGAACUUGCUCUACUUGUAGAUACCUACUCAGAUCCAACACAAGCUGACGGGCUCAUCACUUGGGCCAACGCUGAGGGCGAAUCCUUGCUAAAGAGCUACAGAGACAAUCCAGAUGGAAAUAAUGCUAGCUUGAGCCAUGACUUGUGCUUUACUCUCAAGGCUACUGAACAAGUCACUCUAGAUGUGACGCUGCCUCAAGGCUAUCCAGAAAAAAGACCACUCAUCCGGUUUGUAGGCAUGACCUCAAGGGAGCAACAUGAGGAGCUCAAUGCAAUCAGCAAGACCACCGCAGAGAUGAGCCAGGCCGACGAUUUACCACUCUUUGCCAUCUAUCAGGCCGUACUUGAGCACAUUGGCUCUUGGCAGGAACCCUUUAGUGGGUCUGCUGAAAAAUUACAAGCAGAUGCCACUUCGAUCCACAUCCCAUCCUUCAGGCGACGCAUCCUCUUCUGGAGUCAUCAUCUCAUUGCGGACAGCAAACGCAAAGACCUCCAGACAAUGUCCAGCUCGAGUCUCGUCAUCAUUGCCAAGAUCGGAUGGCCUGGAUACAUCGCCGCUGAAGGAGAUGCUGAUCUUGUGCAAGAUUUCAUAAAAGAGGUCAAGACUUGGCGUUGGCAAGCCAUCACACUGCGAUUUGAUAUCAUGGAAGAGAGCAGCAAACCUGCUUUGCUCAACAUGCUCAAAACAUACACAGAGGUGGGCUCGCUUGCUGAAUUGUCGCAACUACUCGCAGAUGAACCAGGCUGGUUCGAGGCUGGCAGGCAUUGA